Molecule: messenger RNA, 1338 nt
Organism: Penicillium verhagenii
Lineage: Eukaryota; Fungi; Ascomycota; Eurotiomycetes; Eurotiales; Aspergillaceae
Product: ethanolamine-phosphate cytidylyltransferase
Exons: 3
Coding region: 1-1338 (445 amino acids)
Biological process (GO): phosphatidylethanolamine biosynthetic process
Cellular component (GO): cytoplasm
Molecular function (GO): ethanolamine-phosphate cytidylyltransferase activity
Source: RefSeq, a predicted model, not a curated record
AUGGACACUCUGCCCAUUGACGAACAGAUCCCUCAACCGGGCCAAUGGCCUGUGGAUCCUCAGGAAGAUAUGCCAAUCUCCGAGGAUCGUAUCUGGGUUGAUGGAUGCUUUGACUUUAGCCAUCAUGGACAUGCGGGUGCUAUGCUUCAAGCUCGUCAACUCGGCAAGGCACUAUACGUGGGUAUUCACUCGGACCAAGCAAUUCUGGAGAACAAGGGCCCGACAGUGAUGUCGUUGGAUGAACGAGUCGCGGCCGUCGAUGCUUGCCGGUGGGCCACUCAAAGUGUGCCCCAUGCUCCCUACGUCACUUUCCUACCCUGGGUUUCUCAUUACGGCUGUAAAUACGUGGUACAUGGUGACGAUAUUACAUCUGAUAGUGAUGGAAAUGACUGCUAUCGAUAUGUCAAGGCAGCAGGUCGGUUCAAAGUCGUUAAGCGAACCCCCGGCAUUUCUACCACGGAUUUGGUCGGCCGUAUGCUUUUAUGUACGAAGAAUCACUUUAUCAAGUCUGUCAGGGGUACUCUUUCGGGAGAGGAUGGCUCAGGAAGCCACGCUGAGCGCAAGGCAGCUGCGGAAGAUUUGGUGCAGAGGAUUCGAGCCUAUGCGACAGACGAGAGUGGACUUCAGCCCGGUCCCAAAGUUUGGACAUGGACUGGAUCCGGGACGGCGAAAAUUGAACACCAAGUUGAGGAAGCUGGAAGCUUUGAAACUUUAGUGGAUGGGAAGGGCCCGAAACCAGGCCAACGGAUUGUGUAUGUUGACGGAGGCUUUGACCUUUUCUCAUCUGGUCAUAUUGAAUUUCUGCGGAAAGUUAUGGAGAUGGAGGAGGCUGAGGGUCGUCAACGAGGCUGGUUUGACCCGGAGCAGAAGGAGAAACGACUCAAGGAGUACAAUGAAGACUACGCCCCUGCGUAUAUCGUUGCCGGAAUUCAUGAUGACGACGUGAUCAACCACUGGAAGGGACUCAACUAUCCCAUCAUGAACAUCUUUGAGCGUGGCUUAUGUGUCCUUCAAUGCCGGUAUAUUCACGCCGUCAUCUUCUCGGCACCUUUCACGCCCAGUCAGCCUUAUUUGGAAGCCCUGCCACUCGGCGUACCUCAUGUGGUUUAUCAUGGACCCACGACGUUUAUUCCUCUAACAUAUGAUCCAUAUGAUGCCCCCAAAAGGAUGGGUAUCUUCCAGGAGGUCGCACGGCAUGCUUUCCAACAUGUCAAUGCAGGUGAGAUCGUUGGUCGUAUCCUGAAGAGCCGAGAAGCGUAUGAAGCGCGGCAAAGGGCCAAACUAGAAAAAGGCAUCACUGAGGAUCUCGUGAAAUCCCAGGAGCAAGCGUCAGCUUAG